This is a messenger RNA of Mangifera indica (mango), 1605 nucleotides long. Its product is annotated as UDP-glycosyltransferase 74F2-like. The coding region runs from base 135 to 1532 and encodes 465 amino acids. The transcript is spliced from 2 exons. Gene Ontology annotation, molecular function: UDP-glycosyltransferase activity. Lineage: Eukaryota; Viridiplantae; Streptophyta; Magnoliopsida; Sapindales; Anacardiaceae. The record is from RefSeq and is a predicted model, not a curated record.
AAUUUUAUAAUUUAUGUGCAUACAAUCUUAUUGUACGGGAAUGGAUGAGAACUUUCAGAAGUAAGAGGAGCUCUCUUUAGUCUGAACUUUGUUCAAUCUUCUUCUACUUUCAGCUAGAUACAGUGACUGCAUAAAUGGAAGAAAAGAUCUACAGAGCAGCUCAUGUUCUUGUAAUUCCUUAUCCAAGGCAAGGUCACAUCAACCCAGCUCUUCAAUUAGCCAAACGUUUAGCUUCCAAGGGUCUCAAAACCACCAUAGCCAUAACCAAAUUCAUCUUCAAGACCAUUCAGCCUCAGCCCCCGAGCUCACUGCAAUUCGAAACCAUUUCCGACGGCUUUGACGAGCGAGGCCGCUUCGCAGAAGCUGUAAGUGUCCAUGAUUAUCUCCAAAAGAUGGAAGCUGCAGGCUCAAAAACCCUAGCGGAGCUCAUUACAAAGUAUAAAAACUCCUCCAACCCUAUCGACUGCAUCGUUUAUGACACUUUUUUGCCUUGGGCUCUGGAAGUGGCCAAGCAGUUUGGAUUGCUUGGAGCUGCGUUUUUCACUCAGACGUGUGCGGUUAACUAUAUUUAUUAUCUUGUCUAUAAUGGGUUGUUGAAGGUUCCGGUUUCUUCGACGGCAGCACCAGUGUCCAUCACUGGAUUGCCGUUGCUUGAGCCUCAGGAUUUGCCGUCUUUCGUUUAUGUUGCAGGUGAAUAUCCGGAUUACUUUGAGAUGUUGUUGGGCCAGUUUUCCAACACAGAUAAAGCUGACUUCCUUCUAGUCAAUACCUUCUACGAGUUAGAAGAUGAGGUUGUGAAUACAAUGCAUAAAAUUUGUCCAGCACUGCUAACAGUUGGUCCAACAAUUCCAUCUUUCUACUUGGAUAACCGCAUUGAAAAUGACAAAGACUAUGAUCUCGAUCUCUUGAAAACAGACAAAACCAUUUGCAUUGAUUGGCUCAAUGCAAGGCCAAAAGGCUCUGUCGUUUAUGUGUCAUUCGGUAGCAUUUCUAGCCUAAGCCACAAGCAAAUGGAGGAGCUUGCAUGGGGCUUGAAGCAAACCGAUUUCCACUUUUUGUGGGUGGUAAGAGACUCUGAGGACUUAAAGCUCCCAAAAGGGUUCAUCGAAGAGACAACCAACAAGGGGUUGAUAGUGAAAUGGAGCCCUCAAUUGGCAGUGCUUUCAAAUGAAGCUUUGGGGUGUUUCUUCUCCCAUGCCGGGUGGAAUUCGACUAUCGAGGCACUGAGCUUGGCGGUGCCAAUGGUGGUGAUGCCGCUAUGGACUGACCAGCCGACGGAUGCCAAGCUUGUUCAAGAUGUUUGGAAGGUGGGAAUUAGGGUGGUGGUUGAAGAGAAUGGGAUUGUGACAAGAGAUGAGAUUGAGAAAUGUGUAAGGAAAGUAAUAGUGGGGGAGAAAGCAAGAGAAAUGAAAUUGAAUGCUGAGAAAUGGAGGAAAUUGGCCAUAGAGGCAGUAAGUGAAGGAGGUUCUUCUGAUAAAAAUAUUGAUGAAUUUGUAUCUAAGUUAGGAACGACCAGUUAUAAGUAUUAUUGAUGAACAAAUUCUUCUAAAUUUGUGAAGUCAAAUCAAUGAUAAAUUAAAUAAAUAUUGCAUAUUUCUUAUCAAA